Messenger RNA from Cladocopium goreaui, 8049 nucleotides. The record is from the annotation of a GenBank genome assembly. Lineage: Eukaryota; Dinophyceae; Suessiales; Symbiodiniaceae.
AUGGUGGCCGUGGAGAAGCAGCUAGAGGCUUCCCAACGCUUUUUGGGUGGGGUGCGUGCGUUGGCGUCCUACGAGGACAUCGAGCAGAAGCAGCUACGGGGGCUUCUCAUUGCCUUGGGGAAAAGCAAGGAGCUGAGCACGACUCAGGCCGCUUCGUUGCUCGAAGCGAUUGAUGCGAGGCUGUGGUCGGAAGCAUCUGUUGAAGAACUGCAGCGACAGGUUGCAGCAAAGACCUCGCAAGUCGAGGGCGAAGGUGAGCGUAGACGAAUGCAAGACUUCAGUCACAUCGUUCAUUUCCUACCGCAGGAGCUGGCGACCAUGAUAUUGGAAGGAAAAGGCACGGCUGACGCAAUCUUGCGAGCGCUGUGUCUGCAUGCUGGCCUUUUGUCACUACGUGUGCCAUCGGAAUACACAAUUGCAACCUUUGUGACCCUGGCGAACUGGAAGCAAUUCUGUGAUGGAAUGACGGAUAAGGAGAAGUAUGUGUUGCUUCAGCGGCAAAAGCACUUUGUGCGAAAAUGUUUGAGUGCCAUGGAUGAUGUGACCAAUCCACUGCCCGCAUUGCCAAUGGAGUUUGGACAGCUACCUGCGCAUCUUCGUGACGCUGCCUUUGGGGGGAGUUUGCCAGUGAAUAUGGCAGAGAACGGUGUGGCCAUGAUGCAAGCAGCCAGGACCAUGCCGAUGCGGGGGACGAAUCGUUCCUUGUCUUCUGCGGCGUCUACGGGACGCGCAAAGGAAGAUAUGACGGCUGAUUGGACUACGCGUGCAAUCACGGCAGCUGUGCAGGGAGCUGUGGCUGCGAGCCAUUCACUGUUAGCGCAUGGUGGGGCGGCAGCGACGGCUUCCAGUGCGACGACAGGUUUGCCAAGUGCAACCAUGGAGGUGCGUCCUCCACCACUGUUGGCGCUGACCAAUGCGCCACACGCAGAGAUGGCAGCGAAGGAGUUGAUGCCGGAUGUGGAUACGUCGACGGGACGUGUGGCAGCGGCGCAGGUGUCAUCGCAAGACGGUGACGAAGGGGCGCAACAUCUACGAGAUGUGGAGUCGCAAUUGGCUGCCUUACGGGCCGUGGCGCCAAAGGCGAAGGCGAAAGGCAAAGCUAAGAGCUUGUGUAAGAGACCAGCAACGAAAGCUCCUCUUCGGAAGCGUCCAGCAGCUGCAAUGGCACCGAAGGGGUGUUCUGACCGCAAGCCUUCCGCAGCUGCGAAGGGAAAAAGCCCUCGCCUGACAUCUACGGGAUGUCCGAUGAGUGCCAAAGCGAAGGCAAAGCGGACGGGUCCCAAGGCGGCUACGGCCACUUCGUCACGUCAGGCUAGGCGUCAAGCCAUUUUGGCAGUGGUGCCCAAGAAGGACGCCAUGGCGGACGAGAAGGACGAGGACAAGGAGUCGUAUUCCUAUGUCUCAGAGGAGGAGGAGUUGCUCGAGCCCGCAGCGGAACCCGCACCGCCACGUGCGGCGUCGAGACCGCCACGCGCGGAGACGAUAGCAGAGGGAGAAUCUGCAGCAGCGCCACGCGCGCGGUCUGCUCCUCCAGGCUGCGCGGCGAAGUCGGCCCCGGCGAAGCAUCGAACGAGGAGCGAGGACUCCAGGGAACCCAGCCCUCUGAUGCCUCCGCCGCUACGUGCGGAGCGCCGAAAGGGGUCACCGAGGCGUGGCACUGCACCGACAGGACCCAUGCGGUCCUUGCCGCCAGCUGGCUUAGAUGAACCGCUGCCAGACGCAGACAACAGGCGGCGUCCACCUGGGGAAAGUGGCGGAAAAGGUGGCAAAGGAAAAGGCCCCAGCGGCUAUGGCAGGCGCUAUCAAUCGUGCCCGCAUUGCUGGCAUGAUGUCGCCGUGACCCCACGCGGGUCAGGGCUAUCGCAGCACAUGUGGUGGAACGAGGCGUGCAUUGCAUGGCAGCUGUAUUCGCAAGGCGACAUGUCUUGGGCAACUGCACAAUGGCGCGCCCAGGAAAUCAAGAGUCGUCGCGAACAUGAGUGGGAGCCGCCUGGUCACGACGAAGUGAUUCCAGCGCGCAGCGCAGCCCAUCGGGACAAGUUGGAAGAGGCACAGAAAGGCGAGGCACAGAUGUUGGACGAGGACGAGACUGACCUCCGUAAGCGUGAUCGUCGCCCGCCGAGCAGCAGCGACCGCUCUGAUGGGGGGGGGCACAAGGCCAAGCGCCGCGGAGGUGAAGGCAAGGAUUUGGUGUGGGUGCAGAUGUCGCGGGAUGUUUCCUUCUCUCUACGGCCAAGUGCCCUGGAAGAAGUCAUCCAUGCGAUGACCGCCACAAAGCCAACGGAUCCGUUGGAGGGGUUCCGGUCUACGUGGCAUGGCGUACGCCAAGCGCUAGAAGACGCCUGCAUCCACGCGAUGCCCUCCGAUCGGCGACUACUGUCGCGACUCAGUGCCUUGCUUCUCUACGGAGAAUGGCAUGCAACGCCAUUGGAUCUUCCGGCUCAUCCGAAGCUACCUGGCUACUGCCUCGUUCCAGCAAAAUUGGUCCAGCAGCCAAGUGCAGACCACUGGAUCUAUCUCCUGCGCUGCAGGGAUUGUUUUGGAAGCAGGUACGCGUCUUCGCGGAAGCUUCUGUGCAGCUUGGCGUGGCACUUCUCUACGCGAGAGAAUCGAUACAGGGAGUUUCUCUGGUGUCGCAGAGCCGCGUGGCUGCUGCGAAAAUUACUGCAGCGCUGGCGGCAGGAGGGGAACGCUAAGUGCGUCAUGUGCGGUCAUGUCUAUGGAAGUGCCCAAGGGCGACAACAUGGCCGCUCCUUCAAAUGUUGGAACUGUCUGAACGUGGAGCAGACCAUACGGCGACACCUCGGCACGACCGCGGACUUGGCCGAGUUCUCCCAAGCGGAGACAGAGAAUUUCUUCCGGGAAGCGAAGAGCGCGAAGGGCACCGAAGGCAAGGUGACUUGGCAAACGAUUCGUGCCACGCUGCUGAGGCGCAUGACUGAGUCCAAGAUCUCCAAAUUCGAGUCCAAUGUUCAGGUGGAAGAAUUGCCGAUGAGUGUUCUUGUGGCGCGUGGCUGGGAAGAGGAAGUCGUGCGAAGGUUUCCUUCCGCGGAGUCGGAAGCGCAUGGUUGUGCCCUCUUCUCCGUGCCGGUGCGCACGCGCACGUGGGGCGAGACGUUCCAGGUCUGUGAGCAAGUGAUCUUAGAACGUGAGAAACAAGCCACGAAGAAGAAGGGAAAGAAAGACGACGACCUGGAUAUUCCAGUUUGUGCUGGCCCAAGUGGCAAAGCUGAGGCCGAUGACAAGAAAGCUGAGCGCAAACAGGCCCAAGAGGCGAAGAAAAUUAGCACGGAAAACGUGAAGAUCGCAACGUGGGCGGCUAAGUGCCUCGGACUUCUGACCCAAGCGGAAACGUCCUUGACCAAGGUGAUUGCCAAGGGAGAAUCGGUGGCAGAGGCAGAACAAGAAGCCCUGAAGCUUUGUCGGGAAAGUCUUGGGAAGGCGCAAGAAUGGAUGCGAGCCGCCAAGGAAGCGGUACGCCUGCAGGAUCAGAACAAGGAGAAAGGGGAAGACGCCCAAGAGGCACUUGUGGCCUUGCCGUGUGACGCGUCCGAUGUGAAGGUUCUGUUGAAGCAAAGCACGGAGGCCCAAAAAUCUCUGCGAGAGAGCUUUCCCAAGCCAAAGGCUAAGGCCAAAGCGGAGGGCACCGGAGGAUCGCAGGUAAUUGCCCGGCUGCGGGAUGAUGGCAAGGGUGUGACCACGUGCCGUGCCCCAGCUGUGAAGUUUCCGGUUGCGCACAAGAUGCUGCAAGCCGUCAAACUUCCAGGGCCUAAGGGUCUCACGGUGCAUUGUAAUUCCUUGUCGAUGCUGGUGGCGGAAAAGGUACAGCGAUCGCCCCUAUAUGCGACCUUGCUGCAAGCAGCUAUGAAGGCAUCGCAGAAUCAGUUGACGCUCAUUAUCUUCAGUGAUGAAGCGAAUCCGGGCAAUGUCUUGCAUGCGAGACAUCCUCGGAAGACAAAUCUAGUGUAUGCUUCCUUCCUGGAGCUACCUGUUCUCUUUGUAGAUAGCAUGUGGUUGCCACUGUCAGCCGUUCGAGCGGACGAUGUGACUACGCAUGAGACAUCCUACGCGGAGAUCAUGCGACAUGUGCUCGAGAGUGUGUGGCAGGAUACCGUGCACGGAGUAACGGUUUGCUUUGGGGAUUCUGCGCAUCUGUGCUUCAUUAAACGUGUCUUGCUCUUGAAUGACCAUGAAGGUCUCCGUAGUGUCACUGGUGCCAAAGGUUCGGCUGGCGUGAAAUGUUGCUGUCAUUGCAUCAACGUUCUUUCGCUUGGACGAGAGUGUCCGGAGGGAUACGUUGAUAUAUCCGAGAGUAGCAUCUCGAAGUUCGUUCAACAAACGGAUGACGGCUUAGCAGCGGUGCAACGACGUCUGGCUAUGUGCCAAUCGAAAAAGGAGCUGGCCCAAGUGGAAACUUUGUUGGGAUGGAAUGCCGAUUCUCUCAGCAAAUCCAUACUCUCAUCUGACUGCUUGUCAAGUUGGAUUCAAAUGGACAGCUUGUAUCUGGACGCAAUGCAUCAAUAUCAAAGUGGAGGAAUGGUGGGUCAGGAGAUUGGCUGCUGGUACACGCGGUUUGUAGAUUGCGGGUACUCAAUCUCAUUGCUGCAGCAAUGGACCUCCCUAGGUUGGUCAGCUGCGCAUGGCUAUCAGCCACCGACUUUGGCAGUCAAUGAAAAACUUUUCAGAUAUGAGCAAGAUUACAGAGGUGACGCCAAUGCGUGCAGCACGAUGUUACCACUUCUUUGGGCAUUUUGCAUCGAAGUGCUACUUGAUGUCGAACCAAUGGCAACUGCCUGCGCGUCUCUUGCGGCCUUGUAUGAUGUCGUUCGUUGUCUCCAACGUUGCAAAAUUGAUGUUGCCAACGGAGCUCAGUUGAUGCCUUUGCAACGAAGACACAUGAUGAGCUUUCAAGAAGCGUACGGCGCUUCACACACAAGACCCAAAGCUCACUAUGCUUUGCAUCUCACUGCGCAGAUGCAAAGAUGGCAGCGCCACAUCGAUUGCCAUGUGGGGGAACGAAAGCACCGUCUUUUCAAACGGUACGUUGGUCCCAAAAUAUCAAAAUUGGAAGGUUACGCCAAGAGCGUGCUGUUGCAUUUGACUGACAUGGAACUUUCCAAUCCGGAACCGAAAGAAAGAUGGACGGGCCAAGUGCUCGGUGUUCUACGUGAACAGCCAGAGACAGCCAAGAGGGUGGGACUGCCCACGUCGGCAUUGUUUGCAAAUGGCAUUGAGAUCGAAUGUGUCGAAUUUGCGCGAGGUGGUGGGCUCUACGUCAAUAAGAGCAUGGUGCAGAACAACGGAACCAUGGAGUUCAGCAGCUGCAGCAGCGGAUCAGAUGGUGGGGGGCUUUUUGUCGCUAGAAUCAUGCAGAACAACGGAACGAUGGCGUUCAGCAACUGCAGCAGCGGAUCAGAUGGUGGGGGCAUUUAUGUCUCUGACGUCACGCAGAACGGUGGAGUGAUGGAGUUCAGCAACUGCCAAAGCCAAGGGGACGACACCAGUGGAACCGUCACCGUCCGCGUCAAUGUCAAGCAAGGAGAAUCCAGCAAGGAAGUCUCAAAGGAAUGUUCCGAGGGCUGCGUGAUGCGUCACGAAAUUUUUUGGCUUGCUGGUUGGAGCAGUUGUCUUCUACGACCACCGCUUGCUGUAGCGGGUGGGGGACUCUUCGCAAACGUCAUGAUGCAGAAUGGAACCAUGGAAUUCCAGAACUGCAGUAGCCAAGUGGAUGGUGGGGGCCUUUACGUCUCAGAAAUGACGCAGAACGGAGCCAUAGAAUUCAAGAAGUGCAGCAGCAAAGAGAACGGCGGAGGCCUUUACAGCUCGGAGCUGCAGAGCAACGGACUUCUGCGCUUCAGCCACUGCAGCGCGCGCGAAGGUGGGGGACUUCAUGCCAGCACCGUAACGCAGAACAACGGAAGCCUUGGGUUCAGCAACUGCAACAGCCAGUGGAAUGGUGGAUGCUUUUACAGCUCGAGCUUCACGCAGAAAAACGGAGGCGUUGGCUUCAGCAACUGCAGCAGCCAGCGGAGCGGUGGUGGCCUGUACGUUGCUUCGGAAUACGACUUCCAACACGGCACUGCCUUUUUCCAUCAUUGCACAGCAAAAGAGGACGGUGGGGGCCUGUGGGUAUCUCGCUUCCAGCAACAGGCCCCAGUCUCCUUCUACAACUGCAGGGCAGCAAUUGGUGGAGGCUUAAGUGCGAUCAGGAUCAAUGGAACGCAGCCCAUGAAUUUUCAUGAGUGCCGGGCCACAGAAGCAGGCGGGGGCCUUCUGCUCCAGGGCCUUGAAGGCUCCUCUGUGGACCGCUUCCGCGCGGAGAACUGCAGCGCAGCGCGAGCUUCAGCGAUUCAAGCCCGGAACUUGACGAUCAAGAGCCUGGUAUUGGUGGACACUUUCAAUCAGACUGUUGACGCAGUCAGUCUGAAAGUGUCCACAACCAGUUUCCACGUCAGUGGAACAAAGCCAGACCUCUCUAUGGAGGUGGUGGACCUGCAAAUUGACUCCGAUGUGGACUGCAGCAAGCUGCGUGAGUGCCGUUUGGUCGUAACAUCAUCAGCUCCAAAACUUGGCGGUUUUCAAUGCAGCCUUGGUGCUGGGGUGGCAGAACAUCCGGCUUUUGGAUGUUUGGCAUGUCCUGAAGGCUACACGCAGAUUGAAAGCGUCACGAAUGGUCCCUGCCGCCAUUGCCCCGAAGGGGCGUCCCUUUGCCACGCCGCCAAAAUUCAGAUGAUGGAUGGCUUGAUGCUCCACGAAGGGAACAUCAGCCGGCCCCUACACUGUCCCACCAAGGCUGCCUGUCGUGGUGGAGAACUUCCCAUUACUGACAGCCGCCCAAUGUGCCAGAAGGGCUAUGGUGGAGAAGGCUGCGCCAGUUGUGUGAGAGACGAAGGCACCUUGUACCUGAUGCCCGAUUCCAGCGUGCUUGCGUGUACUCCCUGCGCCCCUGACACUGCGAGCCAGCUUCUGCAAUGGUGUUCUUUCCUUGGUCAACGCGUCGUCCUAUUUGCCGUCUCUGCUGCCAUCAUCUUCCGAGCAGGACAUGCGGACCGUGUGAAGAACAGCGGGGUGUACCUCAAUCAACUCAUGUCCUUCGCAUCAGUGUCGGGCUGCGUCGUCACCUCCGUGAUGCAGACAGAAACUGCUCAGACGGUCAAAAAUGUAGCUGUUGAAUAUCUUUAUGGCAUAGCUGUAUUCCUUUCUGACGCCGUAUCCGGACAAGGAUCCAAUUCGUCCCAUUGCCUGCUUUCCUACCUGGGCUUGGAAGCGACCGGAUUGCCUGGAGUGCAUUGUUUGGACCUUGUGGUCGCAACUUCUUUGGUCCUGCUGUUGUCCUUGAAGGACUUUCGAGUGGCCUUGGUGGCAGGCCUCAACUGCUUUCUGCCUGGCAUCCUGGCAGACAUCGCCAAAUAUGCCGUGUGUUACAGGUUGGAAGAAGAACAAACAGGUGGAACGGACCGUCUGAUUUGCAACCACUUGCCGCACUUGCCUUUCGGUAAUCUUCUUGGCUUCAUUGCAGUUGCCGCCAGUUUCCUCGCAGUUUUUGCGGUGUCUCUAUUUCUGUGGAUCCAGCUAUCGACUUCUCAGGAGGCAACCAAGGAGGAUGAACUUCCUAGCCACGUGGCGUUCCUGACCCGCAAAUAUGCAGAGGGCCGGCGCUACUUCGAAGCCGAGCGCCUGAUCAGGAAAGUGCUUCUUGCCACAGCGGCUGCGCUGUAUCCCAGCACGACCUUCCCAUCGCUGCAGAUGACGUCGCUGACCAUCGUCACCGGUGCGUCCAUGCUUGUGUAUGGCGUUUUCCAGCCCUACCGCCAACAACUGUGGAAUUGGAGCGAACUGGGGCUGCUUGCCACUGCACUUCUUUUGAUUGCAAUGGCUUCCGCUGUGAUUUGGAAUGAGGAGCGAUGGGACAAGACACAGAUUGGACAGAUUGGGAUGAUUAUUACCCUUGGUGGUAUCGUCACAGCCGUGUGUUCUGCCUUCAUGGUGAAAAUCGCUGCGGAAGUCUGGCGUGAACAGCGGCCAGCUGGGUCAUCACAUCCAGCAUGA